AUGGAUCCAUCCAUGAUCCCGACUGGCAGAGCGGCACCCCGACCGCCUCGUUCCUCGCAUUCGUCUAGCAGAAAACGUCUACAGCGCAGCGAUUACCCACCCUCUGCUGAUAACAACGCUAGCUAUGGCCCAAUGAGCGGCGGUCGGGCCCCAGGCACUGGUCCGGUAUCCGUCUCCGAGGCUACGCAAGCCAACGAGACCCGCUUCGAACCCCCCGCUGAUAGUGCUGCUGGCAAACCCUCCAAGUCCUCUAAACGCAAAAAGAACCGUAAUCGGAAGCGUCGCAAUCGACACCAGUCUUUUAUUCCAUCUCGCCGGGAGGAAUCCCAUGAUAGCCUUGGGGAGACUUCGGGUGCUGGAGGUGUCAGAGAUUCAAUGGAGGCCGAUCGGCCAACCUCGAGGGACAACCCGUCGUUCUUCAAAUUGGGGCGCAAUCUGAGUAGUACAAGCUUGGAGAGCGAUGCACUAUUAGAUCACCGGGACCAACCCUCGAUGCGACCUCGUCGUGACAGUCGCCUUGCAUCGUCAUUCCGCCCGAGCUCUCUAAUAUCCAAUGUCUUCCGAUCGAACGAUGGGCAAUCACGCAGCACCCCGAGGGGAGGACGGAGCCAACAUCACAAUGGUGAUAGUGACGAAGAGGGUCCCAAUGACCGGACACCAUUGAUGCGGCCAGUUUCAGGCCAUGCGUCCAGCCACAGCCGGUAUGGAACAGACACUCGCCCGAAUUUGUUCUCAUCGCGUGCUCGACAGCCCUCUGCCCAAACUAUGUCCUCGGGAUGUUCGCCAAAGGACAAUCGCAGCCCACUCUAUUCUCCCACCGUGGAGCGAGACUACGAUGUCAACAACCCGCCAUCGACCCCCGGGUCCCCAAAGAUGGGCCCGGAGAUGAAGUACGAUGAUGCGGUGGUAACCGGGGCUGAGUGGGACUUUUCACUGGCUCGGUCAAUGGAGAAUCGCAGGGACUCUUUGAACAUCCUCAACGAUACGCUGAUUGACAUAGACGGAAAUGGCUUGCGCCCACAUUCUGCACCAUCCUCUGCACCUGGAUCGCCGAUGUUGUCUCCACAUCAUGAAAUGCGGCGACGCCGGACAGUAGGAUUACCGGCAGAGGGAGACGUAUGCUUCCCUACUGAAGCGAUAUCCGAAUUGGGAGACGAGGGACCAAGGCAAAUGCGAGAUGAAGCCGGUGAGCGUCGACGGCGUAGACAUCGGCGGUGGCCCGAUCUCUCCGCGCUGGAAGAAUGGAGCCGUGAAGAGAAAGAGGAGCGCAAUGGAGACCUUCGAGUCAAAAGGAUCAGCGAGCCCAUGUUCAUCGAAGGCCGAUUGCGCCCUCAGUACAAAGGUUGGCGACGGGAAGAGGACGAUGCACCUUAUCGGUUCACAUAUUUCAACGAGGAGUUCCCGAGCACCAUUCACGCCCAAACCAUCUCCGAGCUGGUACAACCAGGCGGUACCUUCCGCGAUUUGUUUAUUCCAGAACCCCCCGAAUUGGAGGAUUCCUCGGAAGACGAGGACACGGAUGAGGAAUCUUAUAUGGAGAAUCCACCUUUCAAUAACUCAACCCAUCCUGCUAGCAAGCCACCACCUCACGCAGACACCCAAAGUCAAGGGCAAGGCCACCAAACGCAUGUCAAUCCUCAGCUGACGGCUCAGACUGUUGUUCCAAAUGGACGGAGUACAGGUGACCUUAUCUCUGGCAAUGCUCCGCCUGCCAGAGGACCCUCGCGUUUAUCUGCCAUCAGCGAAGGGCGCCCGGACUCUCAACGAGAUAUUUCGCCCGCACCUUCAAACGCCCCAUUCAGCACUACCCCCAACCCGAAACCUAAACGGUACGGUCCGCGGCCCACUUUCUGGCUAGAUGUUCUGUCUCCGACAGAUGCAGAGAUGCGUACGAUUGCCAAGGCGUUUGGGAUUCAUGCGCUGACGGCAGAGGACAUUAUGAUGCAGGAAGCUCGAGAGAAAGUCGAGUUGUUCCGCAGCUACUAUUUCGUCAACUACCGCACUUUUGAGCAGGAUACCAACAGUGAGAACUAUCUUGAGCCAGUGAACAUGUAUGUGGUGGUCUUCCGCGAAGGCGUGAUAUCCUUCCAUUUCUCGCAGACACCUCACCCAGCCAAUGUGCGGCGGCGUAUUCGCCAACUGAUGGAUUAUCUGAUCCUCAGCUCGGACUGGAUUUCAUAUGCACUGAUUGAUGACAUUACUGACGUCUUCGGCCCGCUGAUCCAAGCGAUUGAAGAUGAGGUUGACGAGAUCGACGAGAUGAUCAUGCAGAUGCACUCUUCCACUGGAAGCAAGGAAGGAUCGUCCAAUGACAGUGUGCUUCCUUCAUUCGGACCAGGCGAGAUGCUUCGGCGAGUGGGAGAAUGCCGUAAGAAGGUCAUGGGGCUGUAUCGACUUCUCAGUAACAAGGCCGAUGUAGUCAAGGGAUUUGCCAAGCGUUGCAAUGAGCAGUGGGAGGUUGCACCCAAAUCAGAGAUUGGUCUAUACCUAGGUGACAUUCAGGAUCACAUUAUGACGAUGACGGGUAACCUUACACACUACGAAACAAUCCUUUCCCGCGCACACUCCAAUUAUCUAGCGCAGAUCAACAUUCUCAUGAACGAGCGUCAGGAACAUACUGCCGAUGUUCUGGGUAAGCUGACUGUUCUUGGUACAAUUGUCCUGCCGAUGAACAUCAUUUGCGGCAUGUGGGGGAUGAACGUUAAGGUACCGGGUCAGGAAAUUGAUAGCCUGACAUGGUUCUGGUGUAUUACUGCCGGAUUAUUUGUAUUUGCAUUUGUAUCUGUUUGGACUGCUAAAAGAGUCUACAAAAUUGUAUAG
Molecule: messenger RNA, 2820 nt
Organism: Penicillium vulpinum
Lineage: Eukaryota; Fungi; Ascomycota; Eurotiomycetes; Eurotiales; Aspergillaceae
Product: Mg2+ transporter protein CorA-like/Zinc transport protein ZntB
Exons: 4
Coding region: 1-2820 (939 amino acids)
Biological process (GO): intracellular magnesium ion homeostasis; magnesium ion transmembrane transport
Cellular component (GO): plasma membrane
Molecular function (GO): magnesium ion transmembrane transporter activity
Source: RefSeq, a predicted model, not a curated record